AUGGAGAGACUCGAUGACUGGCAGCAAGUCCGCCGGAAGAAGAACCACGAGAAAAGCUAUGGGAAGGAUUACGACGUCAACAGGAGGGCAGUUACUUAUUGCGUCCAAGAUUUUCCUUCAGACUGGAAUGAAGCGGCGUUGUGGAAGACUUUCAACAUGUAUGGGGCUGUGGUGGACGUGUAUGUUGCCAGAAAGCUGAACCGACUCAAUAGAAGAUUUGGGUUCGUUUGCUUCCUCAUGGUCCGAGACAUAAGAGCCUUUGAAACGCGCCUGAAUGAGAUCCUCAUCGGUGCCAAAAAGAUUAGAGUUAAUGUAGCCAAGUUUGAUAUAAAAGGUCAAGAUCCCAGGAAUAUUAACCCUCAUCUAAAAGAAGGGUCGAAGGAAUGCAUGAAUAGCACGCUGGUUGGAGAAACUGAAAACUUUCAGUCCCUUAUGAACGUCAAGGCAUUUCUGAAACUUGAAGGUUGCCCUAAAAUCCAACUGAGGUAUAGGCGGCACGAAUAUGUUACUGGAUUUCGAAAGUGUAGAAGAGAAAAAUGA
Molecule: messenger RNA, 540 nt
Organism: Lactuca saligna
Lineage: Eukaryota; Viridiplantae; Streptophyta; Magnoliopsida; Asterales; Asteraceae
Source: the annotation of a GenBank genome assembly